AUGUCUGAAAUCCAGAAAGCAACCGUCUCCUCUGUACCGACCAAUCACCCUCUUGGUGACCACAUGCAAACCCCGAGUCAUGGAUCACCUCCUGCUGAGGCAUACACGAUUGGCUGGAUCUGUGCAUUGCAGGAAGAGUAUCAGGCUGCAUGUCGAAUGCUGGAUAAAGAGUUCGUUGGUCCUGAUGAGCUUGGUGCCAACGACAAUACGAUAUACGUCUUUGGUAGGAUCGGUGGACACAAUGUAGUGAUUGGAUGCCUGCCGACUGGUUGUAUAGGCAACAGCAAUGCUGCCGGUGUCGCCAACGACAUGGUCCGAUCAUUUCCCAGCCUGAAGUGUGCUUUGCUGGUAGGCAUUGGAGGAGCGGCUCCGACGAAGAAGAGAGAUAUCCGCCUCGGUGACGUGGUGGUGGGCGUGCCUGAUGGGCAGCAGCCUGGGGUAGUGCAGUACGACUUCGGGAAAAGGUUACCGAACGGUAAUUUCGAACGAACCGGCCAUUUGAACGCUCCUCCGAGUGUUUUGCUGGGUGUCAUUCAAGAAGUGAGACGGCCCUAUGACGACCCCCGAAAGCCCGAUAGAAUAUCCGAGCACAUGAAGCGGAUGGACGACAUGCCAGACUAUCAAUGUCCGGGACAGGAUCGGUUGUAUCGUGCCGACUACGAACAUAGAGGCCCGCUUAACGAUGAGGAGAGCGAUCAGGAGGAGGAAGAAAGCUGCAAGAAUUGUGGUAGUGAUGGAUUGGUCCAGCGCCCAGCACGCAAAAGUCUCCGUAACGUCACGGUCCAUUACGGAACCAUCGCGUCUGGAAACGCUGUCGUCAGGGAUGCGAAGAUGAGGGAUCGAUACGCCAAAGACCGGGAACUUCGUGUUCUGUGUUUUGAAAUGGAGGCUGCUGGUCUGGUGAAUAAGCUUCCCUGCCUAGUGAUACGGGGAAUAUGUGAUUACUCGGACUCUCACAAGAAUGAUGAUUGGCAUAAAUAUGCUGCUCUUGCAGCUACAGCCUACGCGAGAGAGCUGCUGAACCGUCCUCAAACCGCAAAGGGUGUUUUUCAUGCCGUCAUGGGCGAAACAGUGCUGGAACCCUGUGACUUCGAAUCAAUCAAUAACGAAUACCGACUGAAAUUCACCCCGGGCACAUGUCAAUGGAUUGAGCAAGAGCGUGAGUUUCAGGAAUGGGGAGCGGAGAAGAAUUUACUGUGGAUUUUCGGGUCGGGCAAAAGUUUCACUGCACAUUACAUUCGCGAACACUUGAAACGUAAAAAUGACUUCUUGAUGCAUUUCUUUUUUGACUCGAAGAGCGCGGAGGUAAAGGGGCUAUGGUCCCUUAGGGUGUUCUAUCAGACCAUUCUUCACCAAUUGCUCCUCCAAUUGAUCGACAGGAAUCGAGACACCAGUGAGAAGCUCAAAGCUGAAUGCCUUGAGAUUGUACGGUAUGAAGAGACGCGCCUGGGGGAUUUGAAGGGUGCGAGGUCUAAAGUUGCCAUGCGGCAAAUCCUGGCUAAGGUUGGACCGACAUUCCUUGUCGUCGAUGCUCUUGAUGAAUGCCCAGACAGCGAUCCUGAUGUAUUACGAGACUGGUUGGGAGAGCUAAACGGGCUCCCACACCUCAGGACUGUCAUAACAAGUCGUCCUGAACAGAGGAUCAGAGACGCGGCCGAAAUUGGACUCCAUAUCAAUCUUGAGCUCAACUCUCUUGUUCACAAAUCGAAUGAGGACAUCAGACUGUUCAUUCGAACUCGACUUCAAAACUCCAAAGACCUGCAAGGUUCCGGGUCCGCUUGGGAGAAAGUGAAGGCACGGAUAGAGGAGGAACUGAUGGCGAAAUCUAAUGGAAUGAUACUCUAUGCAAGGUUGAUGCUCGAUAUUCUUGAAAACAAAGCUGCCGACGAUGUGGACAUAGUCAGAGAGCUAGACUUCUUGCCCACAAAGCCUGGAAAGGUAUAUGAAGUCGUGUUGAAUAAGAUCGACGAUAGGAAAUUUGCUCAGAGGAUCUUCCAAUGGUUGGUUACGUGCAGGCGACCACUGACAGUCGAUGGACUUUGGGAAGUUCACACGCUUCGUAAUGCAAUUCAGCGGAAGCAAAGUUUCGAGUUGCAACCUCGCGAUAUUCAACCUGGAACGGACCGGUCUCGCUUCCGACGAUUUCUGCUCAAAGGGGGCCUCCCAUUGAUAGAGAUUCUCCAGGAUGACACCGUGCGUCUCGUUCACACCACAGUUACACAGUUUUUAUUAGGCCAACACUCUGAAGACGACUCGAGUGUAGAGUGCCCCCUCCCCUUCCGUGUUCAACUCGUUGAAAGCCAUGCGGAAGUCGCGCUGACGUGCCUGACGUACCUUCGUGUCUCUUUGGGACGCAAUGACGACAGGGACUCUGAAUCUUUGAGCAGCGAUGAUUUGUACGAUUAUGCGGUGCGAGAGUGGCCGGCGCACACUGCGGAAUCUGAGGAACAGAUCAUGCGCAAGGAGAAGGAGAGAAAGGUCAUCAUCUCGUUCUGCGAGGAGCAGGCAUUCCAGCUCUGGCUCGAGGCUCGUGCGAGCGUGGACAGCCGUUUUGGGGUCCAGUUCUCGCUUGAGAGUGCAGUGGUCUGCUAUCCUACCCCUUUACACAUUGCGGUCCACUUCAAUUUGUGGCAUGUCGGGCUCCGGUUUUUGAUCGCCAUUAAUGCGCGUGACGCAGCAGGCUGCACUCCACUGCACAUUGCAGCCGGACAGGACAGCCCACGCAUUGUCCAAGAGUUGUUGAGCAAAGGAGCCCGCACGGAUAUACCUGAUACGCAUGGCUCAUAUCCAAUCCACAAAGCAGUGCAACGAGGCCGCACUGCUGCUCUCAGAGAACUCCUCGGCCGCGGUCAAGGCGACAUUGAUGUUCAAGACAAGUAUGGGUUCACGCCACUGCACAUUGCCUGCCAGCUUGGAUGGAUAGGAUGUGUCGAGGUUCUGCUAGAACACCAUGCCACAAUCCAGAUUGAGACUAACGCAAUCGAGACACUUCUCGGACUUGCAAUUGCAAAUGGGCACUCUGAUGUCGUUCAGGCUCUGUUGUCCCGAGACCGGUCUUUAAUCGCACAUUGUGGCAAGCCAUUGGUACAGGCCGCUCGUAGAAGGAGGAAUGAGAUGGUGAAGUUUCUCUGCGAAGCUGGAGCCGACAUGUCUCACUCAGACUUCCUCGGCCAGACCGCCUUACACAGAGCCUGCAUUUCUGGAAACAAGGAUCUGGUUGGAUACUUGCUCAACAACCCCAAAGUCGACGUCGAUCCAAUUGAUAGAUCACAGAGAACACCGCCCUAUUUUGCGGCCGAGAAAGGAUAUCUUGACAUCGUGGAGCUGCUCAUUGCUCAUCGUGCGAAUUUAAAUAGCCUAGAUCGGCGGUGGGAGACAGCCUUAUUCAAACCUGCAGGUAAUGGGCAUACUAAAGUGGUGCAAAUGUUACUCGCUGCUGGCAUAGAUGCCAUGAAACUGGACAUGUGGAAACGCACUCCCAUGCGCUUCGCGGCUAUGAAGGGUCGUCGUCCGGAUGUUGCUUGA
This is a messenger RNA of Rhinocladiella mackenziei CBS 650.93, 3525 nucleotides long. RefSeq lists its product as uncharacterized. The record is from RefSeq and is a predicted model, not a curated record. The coding region runs from base 1 to 3525 and encodes 1174 amino acids. Gene Ontology annotation, biological process: nucleoside metabolic process. NCBI's taxonomy places the organism in Eukaryota, Fungi, Ascomycota, Eurotiomycetes, Chaetothyriales, Herpotrichiellaceae. Gene Ontology annotation, molecular function: protein binding; catalytic activity. The transcript has 4 exons.